This is a messenger RNA of Sesamum indicum (sesame), 1910 nucleotides long. RefSeq lists its product as uncharacterized. Lineage: Eukaryota; Viridiplantae; Streptophyta; Magnoliopsida; Lamiales; Pedaliaceae. The record is from RefSeq and is a predicted model, not a curated record. Gene Ontology annotation, cellular component: SMN complex; nucleus. Gene Ontology annotation, biological process: spliceosomal snRNP assembly.
CGCUCGCUCUCGGACACUUAGUCAUGGCAAAUUUAGGUCCUACUGAUGCUAGUGCCGCCAAAAUCGAACCUGGCCUUGUUGAGGCUACUGUUGCAGCGCCGUCUCAGGGGAGAUUACUGUUUUCCGAAGAGUCAGGCGGCUGCGCUCCAGGAGACGCAGCAGAUGCUUCUGAUGAUUCUGGAAACAACGGUAAGCACUUUCCCGGACAAGAAGACACCCGCCCCGUCGUCGUCCAAGAACCUGGUGCAUAUGACACCGACUUGCCUAACAAACCGAAGAUGGGUGUCCCAGCAAUUAUAGAACAAACUACAGCCAAGAUACAAGAAGAAGAGCAGGUUCAGUGUUCGGAGAAAUGCGCGCUUAAGAAUCCAAUGAUUGACGACACUGCAUUUAUCCAGGUUUCCCUUCUCGGAAAUGGGAAAUGUGAUGGUGACGGUAAUGGUACCGAGAGGAAUAGGAAGCCGGAAGAAACCAAGGAGAUAAAGGAGAAGAAGCCUAAACGAAGAGGAGGAAGGGCUAGGAAAAACAAGGACUUUUUGAACUUUACCCCCAAUGAAAAGAAUGAGAAGAGACUGCAGUAUUCAAGAAAGGAGAUGGAGGCUCUGAGGUUUCAGGAGUUGGAAGAUCAGAAGAAGAAGUGGGUUGAGGUGUAUUGCGGUCUCGGUCAGCAGGUGGCUCAGGAGUAUGAUGGACUGGCCGAAUUGGCUAACAUUCAUCAGAAGCAUGGUGUGCCGAGCUUUGACUUUGAUCCUCGGCCCCAGUUCCUGAAAUCAGCUAAUUUGGGUGAAGACUGCCUGAAGUUUGCUGAUAACCAAGCUGAAAAUUUGAAUACAUCAGAUCCUGCCUCCUCUCCUCCUUAUAUUGAUGAAAUUGACUGCUCGGUUGUGGAAGGAGAGUGCAGCCAAGAUGAUGAUAGUGAUGAAGACUACAGUAGCAUUCAGAGGCCAGCCUUUUUGGUUAAAGGAGAACCUGAUUUUGAUUCUGGCCCUCCCCAAGAUGGACUUGAGUAUCUUAGGCGUGUAAGGUGGGAGGCUGCUAGAAUCCCCAAGGUAACAGUUGCUAAGGUUAAUAUAAUCAAAGAACAAAGUCCCUAUAUGCCUCAAGUUCCUGACAUCAUGAUGUGCCCGGAGCACUUAUUGCCGCUCAAACAGUGGGAGGACAGCUUUCUUGACGAUUUUUCAGAGCUGAGACUGGCUUUUAUGCGUAUUGAUCUUCAGGGUUCCGGUGAAGAAAAUUCAAUCAAAUUGCAAUCUGUUCAAGUAGAAGAUAUUUUGGUUCAGAUGCUUGAAAGUGCUAGCUUUGAGAAAUUUGAUAUAACAUCUAAAGAUGAUUCCAGCUCCUCCGAAGCUUCCUGCAAAUUGGAGGCAAAUGAUACCAAAGUUGAUCCACAUUCUUCUCAAAAACACAGUAUCAUAAGUGAUCCACCUACCCUCUCUAUGAUUUCGAAAAUGGAUUCUGCUGCUCGAAUUUCAAUGCUAAAAAGACGAAUAAGCUCCAUAGAGAAAAUGAACAGAUUACCUCUCAAUGAUAGUUUAUGGUUGUUUGCACUUUGUGCUGCAGUGGAUUGCCCCCUUGAUGCCGACACAAGUGCAGCCCUUAGGUCUCUACUCCGAAAGUGUGCAAGCUUGCGAGCUGCAAAAACAGAAGUAGACGACGAAGUUAUUAUUCUAAACAUUCUUGUGACUAUAUCAGGGAAAUACUUUGGACAGUUAGAGAAGUAACUAGGAUAAGGUUUCCACCUGAGGCUUCCAAGUUGGAUCAAAUUUCAUGCAUUACUGGUACAAUUAGCAUGUAGAAGAUGCAUUUCUGAGCUGUCCCAUUUUCCCCUCUUUUUCUUCCCUAUCAUUUGCUACAGCUUUUCUCCUUUCUCAAGUAUUCAUAAGAAAACCCCACAUCGUGAGCUUUGUCCA